Molecule: messenger RNA, 1343 nt
Organism: Sycon ciliatum
Lineage: Eukaryota; Metazoa; Porifera; Calcarea; Leucosolenida; Sycettidae
Exons: 2
Coding region: 4-861 (285 amino acids)
Source: RefSeq, a predicted model, not a curated record
GCGAUGGUGGCGGUGCUAGACGGCUCUGAUAUCGCCGCCACUCCCCCUGCCCUGGCGUCAGCACGGUUGCGGUCACCCACUGCGUCAGCCGACAGGGUUAAAACAAGGCCAGCAGCCGUGACUGUGCACAGAGGCCAACAACGCCCCGAGCGGAAACAAUGCCACCUGUCACCAAGCAAAAUGGACGCAGACGGAGCAGCAGCAGGCCUGCGUAAGGUUGCGGCAUCUCGGACUGGAGCAGAACCGCGGACGCUGCCAUCGCUGCCAAGGACCCUGCAGAAGAGUCGGCGACCGGUUCGGAGCAGGCACAUGUCAUCUGGCCAACUCGUCACGUUACUGACAGUCCUGGUCACGGUAUGGUUGUCAAUAAUGUCAUCCAGCCUAGCCACUGACGUCAUGCCUACGCCCAGCAGCAGCAGCUCCGCCACGGGUGCGAGCGGUGACGGCGCCGCCAGCACUAGCAAUGUCCAGGAUCAAGAGCAGCAGCAGUGCUCCUCGUCGUCGCCGGGGGAGACAGACUCAAGUCACGUGACCGUGAACGCCAGCGAGCUGGGCUGGGAGUGUCAGACGUGCUGCACAUCGCUGCGCAUGCCCGACACGCCGCCCGACAUGAGCCCCGGCUGCGAGUUUAAAUACGAGUGUGCCGAGCCGGACUGCAGUCGAAUACCCAGCGUGUACUACGAAGCGCGGCUGGUCUCGGGCAACGGCAGGUGCGCUGUGAACAACACGUUCGGCUCGUGCCGUCCGCAGGAGUACUACAUUAUCGGACAGAAGCUGAAGCGCAAUAGACGCACGGGCCUGGUGCGCCUCAAGUCCGUUCAAAUACCAGUGGUGGUUGGGUACACGUGCAAACUGGAUUGAGCUACAUCGCUAGAACCAUACUUUUGUAAUUUUUAAAAUUAUUAGGAUGCUUUGCCUUACAGCAGGGCCGGGUGACAUUGAAAUCACCAUGGCAACUGGAAUUCGCCUAGCAGCCAGGUAACCACUCAAAUUAUCACCACGGUAACUUUAAUUCGCCUCGCGGCCACGUAAUCGUUCAAAUUUUCACCGUGGCAACAAGACAUUCUUUGCCCGGGCAAGCAGACACAAUGCGGCACCAGGGAGUACUGGUGUGGAUGAUAUUCUAUUGGAAAUCUUGUGCACUAUGCUAGGAGUGUCACUGGUCCCAUGCUCUUGAAAGCAUGUGCACUUUAGGAUUUUGGCAAAGCACUUUUUGGAUUACUUGAUUGCUAAAUGCACACACAUCCUCACAAGACUCUCUGAACUCCACUAUUUAAAUCUAAAAUAUACUUCAGUAGUACUGCAGAUGAUGGUGAGCCAAGGAACACAUUUGUAACAUGGAA